Messenger RNA from Aphanomyces invadans, 871 nucleotides. RefSeq lists its product as hypothetical. Gene Ontology annotation, biological process: protein retention in ER lumen; endoplasmic reticulum to Golgi vesicle-mediated transport. The transcript is spliced from 2 exons. NCBI's taxonomy places the organism in Eukaryota, Oomycota, Saprolegniomycetes, Saprolegniales, Verrucalvaceae. Gene Ontology annotation, molecular function: ER lumen protein retrieval receptor activity. Gene Ontology annotation, cellular component: endoplasmic reticulum; membrane; cis-Golgi network. The record is from RefSeq and is a predicted model, not a curated record. Bases 109 to 762 code for a protein of 217 amino acids.
CAGAAACUCGGUGACACGUCACCUGAAGUCGUUUGCUGCCGUCGCCACCACCUGACUUCACCGCGUCGCCCUGCCAUCGCCGCCGCUACUUGAGCAUCCCGAAGCACCAUGAACAUCUUUCGAUUGAUCGGUGACAUGACGCACUUGCUCAGCUUCCUCGUCAUGAUCCUGCGCCUGCAAGCCAGCCGAUCGGCGACGGGGAUCUCGCUCAAAAGUCAAGAGCUCUUCUUCUUGGUCUUUGCCACGCGAUACUUGGAUCUGUUCACGCACUACGUGUCGUUGUACAACACCACGAUGAAGCUGCUCUACCUCGGUCUCUCGGGGGCGAUUGUGUACUACAUUCGGUUCAAGGAACCGUUCAAGUCAUCGUACGACAAAUCGAUCGACUCGUUCCUGCACUGGAAGUUCGCCGUUCUGCCGUGCGCGAUCCUCGCGCUGAUCUUCCACGAGCGCCUUGAAGUCAUGGAAAUCCUCUGGACAUUCUCGCUGUACUUGGAAGCCGUGGCCAUCAUUCCCCAGCUCAUUUUGCUCCAGCGUCACGGCGAGGUCGAAAACUUGACGUCGAACUACGUCGUGUUGCUUGGGAUCUACCGCGCAUUCUACCUGAUCAACUGGAUCUACCGCGCCGCCACGGAAACGCAUUACCACACGAUCUGGCCCAUGUUCAUUGCCGGCCUCGUCCAAACCGGAUUGUACGUCGACUUCUUUUACUACUACGCCGUCAGCAAAUACUCGGGCAAGAAGAUGACACUGCCCAGCUAAACACGAGUCCAGACCACCAUCGUGCUGCUAUUACAUCGAUCUCAAUACGUUGUUCGUUCGGCACUACCUUCAUCUUGUCAUCUCGUUUGGGGAUACCACACCUCUUUGC